This is a messenger RNA of Candida tropicalis MYA-3404, 2244 nucleotides long. RefSeq lists its product as uncharacterized. The transcript has a single exon. The record is from RefSeq and is a predicted model, not a curated record. Lineage: Eukaryota; Fungi; Ascomycota; Pichiomycetes; Serinales; Debaryomycetaceae. The coding region runs from base 1 to 2244 and encodes 747 amino acids.
AUGUUAAAGUUACAUAUUUUACUAGCUGUUUUAGCGGUGACGCAAGCAGCGACCAUCUCAAUGACGGAGGGAGAUGAUGGAUUGCCAGUUGAGACUCUGCCAAACGAAGGCAGUAUUGAAACGCCAGAUGUUAUUGAUUCCGAUGAUGGUGCGGAUCAUACCACUCCAACUGACGACGAUGGAGAUGAUGCCACUCCAACUGGUGGUGAUGACGUGACCGAUGAUCGUGAACUUGAUACUGCUGUUAGUUGUGAAAUUGCAUUUUCUGAAGGUCCUUACACCACUACCAUCCUGUUUGACCAUUGUCCAGACGAAGAAACACUUACUACCCCACCUGGUUGGCCAGCAAAGCCAUAUGAAGCUUGUACUAUUUACAACGGAUACCAAUACUGUGCUGAUGGUAAUUGUGAAUACAACAGUACUGACUACUAUGGGCUUGCUUACUGGUGGACUACGUGCUCGACCGAUGGCUGUACAUUCAAGACUGAAGGUCCUUCCAUUGGUUACGAUUGUGCUACGACUUCUACACUUAAGAAUGGGUGCUUAAAAAUUGAAAGAAAAGACUGGUAUGUAACUUCCACAACCAUUAGUUGUCCUGCACCAACCGAGUGUAAUACCACGGUUUACGAAUUCGAGAAUACUCCACACACCUUGACUACUUGUCCUCCAAAUGUUGAUGUACCAGAAAACUGUACUAUGGAAGAAACCACGAUUGGUACUAAGACAUUUACUGCACUUGACUGUCUGGUCGAAGUUCCAAAUAUAGAAAUUCCACUGCCACCAAUUGUUUGUGAAUUAACUUCAUCAAUUUCGAAAACAGCUACAUACACUUAUGUCACGUGUGAGUAUGUGCCAGAUAAUUGCUCGACGACAUACACCACAAACACGAAGAAUAGUACCAUAACAUUAUUGGUAUGUCCAACCACAUCAAUUGAGCUUCUUCCACCAGGAGUUAGCACCACGACUAUCUGUCCAUACGACUCAUGCCGUAAAGGACCAGUUGGAGGUACUGGAGGCGGAGGUGGAUCAGGUGGAGGAUCCGGAGGUGGAUCUGGAGGUGGAUCUGGUGGUGGUUAUGGUGGUGGUUAUGGCGGUGGUUAUGGAGGUGGUUAUGGCGGUGGUUAUGGCGGUGGCUAUGGUGGCGGAUCCGGAAGUGGCUAUUGUGAUGGCUAUGGAGGUGGAUCAGGAGGUGGAUCUGGCGGUGGCUACGGUGGUGGCUACGGUGGUGGCUACGGUGGCGGUUACGGAGGUGGAUAUGGUGGAGGCUAUGGUGGAGGUGGCGGUGGUGGUAAUCAACCUACUGUUUACAAAACCAGGACUGCAACUAUUACUGAAAAAGAUACCAUCACUGAGACUUGCUUUGUCUUUGAGUCCGUUAUUACAUUCCCAGAUUCUACUAUAACAACUGAGUAUACAAUCACGAUUGGACCAAGUGAAAGUGAUGAUUCUGAUCAUGACCAUAAAUCUACCGACGAUGAAACAGCUACCGAUACCGACGAUGAAACAGCUACUGAAACCGACGAUGAAACAGCUACUGAAACCGAUGAUGAAACAGCUACUGAAACCGAUGACGAAACAGCUACUGAAACCGAUGACGAAACAGCUACUGAAACCGAUGACGAAACAGCUACUGAAACCGAUGACGAAACAGCUACCGAUACCGAUGACGAAACAGCUACUGAAACCGAUGACGAAACAGCUACUGAAACCGAUGACGAAACAGCUACUGAAACUGAUGACGAAACAGCUACUGAAACCGAUGACGAAAUUGCUACAGGUACCGAUGAUGAAACUGACACUGAAUCCGGUGAUGACGAUACUGCUACCGAUACCGAUGAUGAAACUGCUACAGACACGGGUGAAAACGAAGUGACACCUACUGUUACAGAUGAAGAAGGUGAAGAGCCAACUGUUACAGAUGGAGGUGACACCGGAGAACAGCCAACUGAUGGAGGUGACACUGGAGAACAGUCAACUGAUGGAGGUGAUACUGGUGAACAGCCAACUGAUGGAGGUGACACUGGAGAACAGUCAACUGAUGGAGGUGAUACUGGUGAACAGCCAACUGAUGGAGGUGACACUGGAGAACAGUCAACUGAUGGAGGUGAUACUGGGGAGCAACCCGCUGAUGGAGGUGAACAACCAGCAGAAGGCGGUGAUACAGGAGAGCAACCCGCUGAUGGAGGUGAACAACCAGCUGAAGGCGGUGACACUGGAGAAGGAGGCGAUACCGCUCCACAAUAG